GUGAAGUAAAGGUAUUUUGCAGUACUAGCCACAGGGUGUCUCAAUGGUGUGAUGGCUUUUACAGCUAACGGUUCAUAUUUUUGGCUUUUUUUAAUACUGUUACGGCUAACAGUAAUAUACUAAGGUGGAGCUGCUCUUAAGUCUAAUGAGAUUAAGACAAACUGUGUUUUUCUCCGUUUAAAGAUCUAGAUGAGAAGUCAUGGCAAAGGGUGGGUACAAGACCAUCUCCACUGAAGACGAUGAAGAAAAAUCCAGCUUUGCCUCCCUUCUUUUGUUUACCUGGAUGAACGUAAUCUUUAAGACUGGAGGUGAACGAGCUUUAGAGCAGCAUGACUUUUUGCCUCUUUCGAAAGCAAACUCCACUUGUCUGUUAACUGAACAGCUUGAAACAAGCUGGAGCCAGGAAAGAACUAACUGCAACACAAAUGGAAAAAAACCGUCCCUAUGGAAAAGCGUUCUAAAGAUGGUCUCUAUCAAAGACGUUUUCAUAAUUGUAUUAACGACUGUUUUGUUUACGGUUUCUCGCCUUCUUCAGCCGCUGUUUCUUGGAUAUCUCGUCUCUACACUGAUGGCAGCUGAAUCACAACAAAGAUAUCUUCUUUACGUUUGUGCCUUGGCUAUGUGCGUUAACGCCUUUGUCGGGUCCCUUGGUGUACAUCAGUUUGAUUACAGAUGCGAAGUAUUGGCUAUCAAAAUAAGCAGCGCUCUAAAAGGUUUAGUUUACUUUAAGGUAAGCAUAUCGUUAAAUCCCCAUUUAGUCGCAGACACGAGCAAGCUUAUGUGACUGAGUAAGCGGGCUUGCCACUUUUUUUGUGACAAUCCUGAAUUGCCCGUGGAAACUAACGCAGUGAAACCUCCGCCCGUUCACACGUCCACUUUUGCCCUACAAACGAGGGCGUUUUAAGGACGGUGCCUACUUUUGUUAUAUAGUGCGCACACGUUCUGCGC
Orbicella faveolata is the source of this 948-nucleotide messenger RNA. RefSeq names its product ATP-binding cassette sub-family C member 4-like. Gene Ontology annotation, molecular function: ABC-type transporter activity; ATP binding; ATP hydrolysis activity. Gene Ontology annotation, cellular component: membrane. Gene Ontology annotation, biological process: transmembrane transport. The record is from RefSeq and is a predicted model, not a curated record. Lineage: Eukaryota; Metazoa; Cnidaria; Anthozoa; Scleractinia; Merulinidae.